This is a messenger RNA of Suhomyces tanzawaensis NRRL Y-17324, 1962 nucleotides long. RefSeq names its product anaphase promoting complex subunit 4. The coding region runs from base 1 to 1962 and encodes 653 amino acids. The record is from RefSeq and is a predicted model, not a curated record. Gene Ontology annotation, molecular function: protein binding. Gene Ontology annotation, biological process: anaphase-promoting complex-dependent catabolic process; positive regulation of mitotic metaphase/anaphase transition; protein K11-linked ubiquitination. Gene Ontology annotation, cellular component: anaphase-promoting complex; nuclear periphery. The transcript has a single exon. Lineage: Eukaryota; Fungi; Ascomycota; Pichiomycetes; Serinales; Debaryomycetaceae.
AUGAGUGCCCUCUCGGUCAUCUCUACCAACAAGUUCGUUGGACUCUCCGACGGCAACAUCCUCCAUUGGUGCCCUACUCUCAAUCUACUCACCAUCACCAUGAACAAGACGUCACUCUGGGUGUAUCGGCUCGAUGGAGAACGGAUCUACUCAGUCAACAACAAGUCAGCCAUCACUGCCAUCAGCACGAUAAGUGAUGGGUCGUACUUCUGUUUGGCAGGUGUCGAUGGCCUCAUUAAAAUCUACGAUUCAAACAACGGCAAUUUGAUCAAGGUGAUCGAAAAGACAUUCGAUAAAGUGAAUUUGAUCCUGUGGAACUAUCAUGAUACACGCCAUACACAGGCGAACCGGUUUAGCAACUUAUUCAAAGUGGACGUGCUACGAAGGCUUCCAAAAAUGACCAAUGACUCCUCCUCGCAAGACAUUCACGAAUUGAACAACGAGAGCACCUUGAAUUACUUGGUGAUAGUAGACGCCAAUUCCCUCUCAAUGAACGUCAACAAUCUCCUCACCAUCAGCAAUAUCGAAUUUCCUGAAGCAAACUCUGAGGUCAUAUGUUACUUGGAUAACUGUGAUAUGUUCAGCCAGUUUUACCUCAUCAGAGAAUCCACCGGCUUGAAACUAGUGCAGUUGACUGACAACCUCAAGGUUCCAUCAAACAAAGAGCAUUUGGUAGACGUCAUUCUUAAAAUCUGUAAGGUGGUAGCAAUAAUGAAUUAUGUCAACGAAAACUUGAAAAUACUACAAACGGAAAUUAAACCAUUUUUCACAAUUUAUGACAGGUACUUGUCCAAUAUGACUGAGUCAUUAGGCGCCUCAGAAAACAUCGAGCCUUCAUUAAGAAUAUCUAAGUGCCUUUACGACAUUUUAUUGACUGAUCUCAUACCUGAGAAUCUAAAGGAUUUUUGGCUCAACCAAUUUGGUGAGAGAGGGUUCAAGCGCUUAAACAAGUUAGGUAAUUCAGUGUACGACCUCACAAGAAAUGUCACUUUCACAACAUUGAUUGCAUCCAUAGAGAGGUUACUCGUCAUUAUGAAUCAAUUGCGAGGUUUAUCGCAGUGGUUCAAAGAUUCUGAUAACGAAUUAAGCCCGGGAUUGAAUAUCAAUGUGAUCAAUGAUCUCAUCAGUCAAGCGAAGUCUUUAUUGAAGUUAUUUUACAAGGCAAUUUGGGAUUCUAAUGAGGAACAAAAGGCAUUCAAUCACUUUAUGACUUGGAUAAAGCGAGAAAUAAUAGACAAGAUAUCAAAGGAAGAUGAUAUGACUUCAUUUUUGAAUCAACCUCAGCAAGUCAACUUUGACCAUGGCGAGAUUAUCAACUACAUUAAUGAUUCGUUGUUCAAAAGUAAAUUAUUGGAUUAUUUUCACCUAGACCUAGCUUCGAAUGAUAUCUUGAACCUGCCUGAAGCGUGUAAAAACGACUUGUCGCGUGCUUUUGAAUUAUUGAAUACCAAGAUGGACUCAGCUGUAAUACAAUCCUUCAAAGAUCUCAUCAAGAGCAGCUUGCUGUUUAAACAUUUGCAAUAUGAACUUGAACUUGGAGAGUCUACCGAUUUAACCCUCAAGAACAUUGAUGAUAGUUGUGCAGUAGUUUGCGGUUUGAACAAGCUGAAGGAAGAAAUGACUAUGAUCAAGUUCAAUACGUCUCAGAACAACUUUGACUGCCAGUCGAAGAAAAUUCGUUUCGAAGGAAAAAUAUCAUCUUUUGAGUUCAAAAACAAUCGGGAACUAGUCGUUCUUAUACACAGUUCUGCUUUUCAAGUGGUUGUGUUUGAUUUUAUCGCUCUCUUUGAGUCCGACGAGCAUGUAACUGAGUGCGAUUCCAUUCCCAAAAAGGGUCAACUUACCCAAGACCAGAUUCAAUUGAGUAACCCGAACACAUUAGCUAUCAGCAGGAAUGAUUCCAAAUCUUAUGGGUGCCUCCUAGAUGUGAAUAAACGAGACUAUGUGGUCUUCAGCUUAUAA